UCUCUCGUUCGCCCAACGCUCUCCCGCCCCCAACGCCAGCUCCGAGGGAGCCCCGGGCACAGACGAGCCUCGGCGGGGAGCGAGAAAGAUGGAGGCGCGGCUCGGAGCUAGACUGCUGUGGCUGGCCGCGCUGUCCGGCGUCCUCUGGGUGGACACGGUGCUCGGGAAAUACGUCAAAGGCGUCGUGGACACCAAGGAGGACUGGGUCUUCCUCACACGCUUCUGCUUCCUCACCGACUUUGGACGCUUGGACUUCCGGUUUCGAUACCCUAAGUCUCGCUGCUGUCAGAACAUAUUACUCUACUUUGACGAUGCCUCUCAAUGGCCAGCUGUGUACAAGAGGCCCGAAAAGAACUGCAACCAGAAGGAGGCGGUGCUGAGGCCCGAGAACAACCAGGUCAUCAACCUCACCACCCGCUACACUUGGUCCGGAUGUGUGGUGGAGGGCGAUGGCGACGUUGACGAAGAGGUGCUGAGCUGCGUGGGCGGCCGCAGUUUCCGCUCGGUGAGGGAGAGGUGGUGGUACAUUGCUCUCAGCAAGUGUGGGGGUGACGGUCUGCAGCUGGAGUACGAGAUGAAGCUGACCAACGGACAAUCUUUCUGGACACAACACUUCUCAGCCGAUGAGUUCGGGAUCCUGGAGACAGACAUCACCUUCUUGGUCAUCUUUUUCAUAGUAUUCCUGCUGUCCUGCUACUUCGCCUACAAUCUGAAGGGACGACAGCUUCUUCACACCACCUACAAAAUGUUUAUGAUGGCCGCAGGUGUGGAGGUGCUCAGUCUGGUUUUCCACUGCGUCUAUUGGGGCCUCUACGCCCAGGAUGGUGUCGGCAACAGUAGUUUGAAAAUACUCGGGAAAUUACUCUUCUCCAUCAGUUUCCUGGUGUUCCUGCUCAUGCUCAUAUUGCUGGGGAAAGGUUUCACCGUCACCAGGGCACGGAUCAGCCACAGCGGCUCGGUGAAGCUCAGCAUCUAUAUGACGGUCUACACAAUCACCUAUGUCAUCCUCUUCAUCUACGAGGCUGAGUUCUUCGAUCCAGGCGAGGUUCUGUACGCCUACGACAGCCCGGCGGGCUACGGACUGAUGGGCCUGCAGCUUUUGGCGUACGUGUGGUUCUGCUACGCCGUGCUGGUUUCGCUCAAGCACUACCCUGAAAAGCAGCCCUUCUACGUCCCUUUCUUCACCACCUACACCCUAUGGUUCUUCGCCGUGCCCGUGAUGGCUCUCAUCGCCAACUUUGGCAUCCCCCGUUGGGCUCGGGAGAAGAUCGUCAACGGCAUUCAGCUGGGCAUCCACCUCUACGCCCACAUCGUUUUCCUGGUGAUAACGCGACCGUCAGCAGCCAACAAGAACUUCCCCUACCACGUCCGCACGUCUCAGAUCGGGAUCCUGUUGUCCAGUCCCAAAGGAGGCGAGGGCGGCGAGAGCUUCCCUCACCACGCUUACGGGAACAGCUCCUUCCUGGGAGACUCCCAGCCCAACUUCACCGAGCUCUUCUCCAUCCAGUCAGAUCCCGUCAAGACGGUGGAGGAAACGGUGCCGCGCAAAGUCCCGGAGGUGGCGAGGAACAGCGAGCAGAAGAUCAUCACCACGUCGGCCGCCGUCGACGACCUGGUGUCGGUUUUGCCGCCGCUCCCGCCCCCCAUACCGCCGCGCCCGGCCGCCGCCGCUGCACGCUCCCCCCCGCUUUCCAUACGACUGCCGUCUUUCACCGAGUACUUCAGCAUGCAGGGGGGCGGCGGCAGCAUCGGAGGGUUCGCAUCCAAGGCGUGAGACGGGCUCGAGAACGCCGUGAGUACAAAAUGAGGACAUUGAGGAAGAGAUUGUCACUUGACAAGCAAUAAAUAUUUGACCAAUAGAUGGAUCUCUGCGCAUCAUGCAGGAAGGAAGAAGGAAAAAAAAAGACAAAAAUUCCCCCCCAAAUCUUUUUUCUUUUUCCCGUGAUUGUAAAUAGCUUGACAAACCUCCUGCUUGCCAUCAUUUUUAUUUCCUGCAUUAAUAAUACUUACAUUCCAUUUGCGACCAUCAAUUCAUUCUUUUUUUAAUGUACAUUUUUUGUUUUUUUGUCGUUAUUCACAUUGUUUUUAUUUAUUUAAUUUAUUUUAUAUUUUUUUACACAUUUUGAUAGGAUGAAGCCCACAUAUUUAUGAUCAAUUUCUACAGUGGUCCUUUGACUUCUGAGUAGGGAGGUUGGAUGCUACUUUUUAGUAGUAUCAAAAAGUAAUAAAUAUGACACUUACUGACAGAUAAUUAGAAACAAAGGUUUUUCUUUGUGACGCACACAAUGAUCGUCCGUCGUGUCGAACAGCCCCAGUGUAGCGUCAACUACUGGCAUGGAGUAUUAAAUCCAUGUCGGAUUUUGUAUUAUAUUAUUUAUUAUUUUAUUAUGGUAACUAAUACCUGAUACCUUAAUCAGCCCGAUACUGCUACCUGGUAUUGGUCCUCACGCAGCCCAACUUAAGCGUUUAAUUCGUUCUGUGAGUGUUUGUGAGUAACUUCACUCAUAUUUGAAAUGAUGGGAUGCCUGCGAGAUGU
Syngnathoides biaculeatus (alligator pipefish) is the source of this 2536-nucleotide messenger RNA. RefSeq names its product transmembrane protein 145 (gene tmem145). Bases 89 to 1774 code for a protein of 561 amino acids. The transcript has 15 exons. The record is from RefSeq and is a predicted model, not a curated record. Gene Ontology annotation, biological process: response to pheromone; G protein-coupled receptor signaling pathway. NCBI's taxonomy places the organism in Eukaryota, Metazoa, Chordata, Actinopteri, Syngnathiformes, Syngnathidae.